Messenger RNA from Pectinophora gossypiella (pink bollworm), 2666 nucleotides. Its product is annotated as GATA-binding factor A-like. The transcript has 8 exons. The record is from RefSeq and is a predicted model, not a curated record. The coding region runs from base 238 to 1353 and encodes 371 amino acids. NCBI's taxonomy places the organism in Eukaryota, Metazoa, Arthropoda, Insecta, Lepidoptera, Gelechiidae. Gene Ontology annotation, molecular function: DNA-binding transcription factor activity, RNA polymerase II-specific; RNA polymerase II cis-regulatory region sequence-specific DNA binding; zinc ion binding. Gene Ontology annotation, biological process: negative regulation of transcription by RNA polymerase II; cell fate commitment; positive regulation of transcription by RNA polymerase II.
CGCUCCGACCAGCCACACACGUAUCGCGCGAUAACAUCUGAUAACAGUGCCACGUGCGCAGUGAAGUGAUUACGAUAGACUUUGCUGAUCUCAGCCAAUAGUAUAGUGCUUCUGAAUGUUGUUUUGAUCCACGUCAGACCGGAUAUCAUCGUUUCAAGUGCGUGUGCAAACGGCAUGGUGUGUCGCUGAGCUGAGUGUGAGCGAGUAGCGUAUAGCGGCGAGCGGAUAGCGGCGAGUAUGUUCGGCGGCGGCGGCGGCGCGGGCGGCGGGUACGGCGGCGACUGCGGCGACGGGUACGGGCUCGGGUACCGCCAGUACCCGCACUACCAGCCCGUGUGGACGCAUGCGCACCAUGACCAGUACGCAGGUGGCGGCAGCGUGGGCUCUGUCGGCUCAGUAGGGUCGGUUAGCGGAGUGGGCGGCGUGGGCGCCGUCGGCGGCGGGCUGUACGGCCAGAACGUGGUCAUGGGCUCGUGGUGCGCGCCCUACGAUGCGCUACAGCGCCCGCCCGCGUACGAUGGCGUGCUGGAGGCGUACGAGGAGGGCCGCGAGUGUGUCAACUGUGGCGCCAACAACACGCCGCUGUGGCGGCGCGACGCCACCGGCCACUACCUCUGCAACGCGUGCGGCCUCUACCACAAGAUCAACGGCGUCAACCGGCCGCUCGUCAAGCCCAGCAAGCGCCUGUCGGCGGCGCGGCGACACGGCCAGUGCUGCACCAACUGCGGGUCGCGCAACACGACGCUGUGGCGCCGCAACAACGACGGCGAGCCCGUCUGCAACGCGUGCGGCCUCUACUACAAGCUGCACGGCAUCAACAGACCACUAGCGAUGCGCAAAGAAGGUAUUCAAACGCGCAAGCGUAAACCGAAGAAGUCAGCCGGCGGCAACAAGCCCCCUUCCGCCGACCCCACCAAGAAGGAGGGCCACAGCUCGCCCGGCACCGACGAGAGCAAGCCGAGCCUAUCAGACGUGUCGCUGCCGCUGAGCUCGGGCAUGUCCCACGGCACCAAGCUCCGCGAGCCGCAGCCGCCGCCGGCCAGCCCGCACCCGCAGCCGCACGCCGCGCACCCCGCGCACGCGCACGCGCAGCACGCGCAGUACCCGCUGGCGCUGCCCAACGCGCCCUUCCUGUCCAACCCCGCGCUCUUCAACAUCAAGAGCGAGCCCAACGCCGCCGCCGGCUACGAGUACCCGGCGCACUCCUCCACGCAGCACUACCACCACUCACACCAACACUACCUGCACGCGUUACAACAGUACGGGCUGGGCGGCGGCGAGGAGGAGGAGGGCAGCGGGUUCCUACACCAGCGCAACGUGACGGCGCACGCCAAGCUCAUGGCAUCCACGUAGCGCACGCCAGGACCAUCUCGAUACUGUCUCCACUAGGAAGUGUACCUGACAUGGGCUUCUAAGUAUUCGAUCAGUAUGAUCUUCAAUACGGUUGUAUAUUUACUACAUCUAUAUCCAAUUUUACGUUGCCUUGCGUGUUUAUGUAGAUACAGUCUCUGUACAGCAGUGUACUUGUUGACAAUUUAGUACAGAAUCUUAUGUUACAAAUCACUUUUUAUGUAGUUUUAGAUGGAAGGAGUCCUAAAUGUAUAUCUACCACUGCCACAAAUAUAUGUAAAUGAAUAGUGGGUUAGUUCCGCUAAAUAACUAAACUUGCCAAUGUAUUGUCGUAUAAUAAAGAGUAGGUAUUAAUAUUUGGGCCCUAAUGUUAUCUUUAUUCAAUACGCCUUGAAGCGCUAGUCACCGACUAGUCUGUCGAAAGCUUCUCAUGAAUAACAAUAUAUAAGCUUAAACUUCUAUCUCAUUGUGCUGUUAAUUAUGUAUAUAGAUUUAUAUAAAUAACCUAGUAUGUAGUGUAUAUAUUGUUCUAGCUAAGUAAGUGUAAGCAGUAUUCAUAUUGUUAUUGUAUGUUAGUUAGUAUUCACUAUCGUGCGUACAGUGCGUACUAUAAGGGCAGAUCAGUGGCGUAUUUGCUAGGGUAGCCAGAUGUAGACGAUAACAACAAAUGACGAAGUACCUAAAUCUUACAUAGUGAACUAAGGCUCGCACAUUAUGACGCGCCGCGCUGCACCGCGUCGUAUCAGUGUAUUGUAUACUCUUUGUAAUAUUUAACAAUAACCUUCCUAAAUUAAAGUAUCAAAGAAAGGCCGGCUGGCUAACACUGUAAUCAUUUACCUUGACACACUGUAAAAAGAAAGAAAAGCAAAAUCUGUUGUCAAUUGACGCAUUUAUUUGUACACUCAAAAAAGAAACACUUACUUAGGUACUUAAACAGUGCAAAAGCAAAUAAGUAGUUUUGAAAGUUUAAAUUUUAAUAAUUUUUGACUUUGUAAAUACUGAAUACUUAAUAAUAAAUUACAAUUGUUUCAACGGAUAAAAUCAGUUAUCAGCAAGUAGUUGUUAAAUAAACAAAAUGGCAUUUAUUAAUGAAGUGUAAAUAGUAUAGGUAUAGCUAUAGGUAGUUUAAAUUAGAACAAAAUAUCUUUAUCAUUAGAAUUAGUUAUCAACAAUUUAUUUCCAACAAACCCUGCACAAUAUAUAUCACAGUACUGAUGAUUGUAUAAUGUCCAAAAAGACUAGAAUAAAUAAUGGAAUCAUGUACAAAAUGUGGGAAAUGCUGUGUUUACUAUGAAAUACAUAUUUGACUGAGCACU